GGGCGGAGGGAGGACAAGAAAGGCUACCCCCGCAAUAGGAGGAAAAAAGAAGAGCGAGUCACAUCUUAGAGACUGUUAAGGAUCCCCCCCCCCUCCCCACUCAUGCUCUGGAUUGUGUUUAAAUGGUGGGAGCAGCGUGCACCAGGCUUUAGCUGUGGUGCCAUUUAAUUGCUCCUAGCGAUGCCAUUUGUGACUUAAGUGAAUUAUGCUGCAAGGGAGCUGAAGAGCCUAGGAAGUCACUUCCUCUUCUAGAUCUCACUAUAAGAAGAGAACCAGCAACUUCUGCCCAGCACACCAAAGAGAGGAACACAAAGACCCUCAAAUGAAGUGUGAAAAUUGCACCAAAAAGGAAUGUAGUAAAAAACAGAAAAAUGAUGACCAACAAAAUAUGCCUGCUGAUUUUCUCAACUCAAAUGGUGAAGAUGAAGAGAAAAGUGAAUUCCAUAAAUUGGCUAAUGCUAAAAUAUUCCUUAGUGACUGCCUAGCUUGUGAAAAUUGCAUAACCUCAGAAGAAGCGGUCAAAGUUUUCCAGCAGAAUCAGAAGGAACUCUUCCGGAUACUAAACCUUAACAAGAAAUGUGAUACCUCAAGACACAAAGUGUUGGCAGUAUCUAUAUGCCCUCAGUCCUUGCCUUAUUUUGCUGCUAAAUUCAAUAUCUGUGUAACUGAAGCAGCCAAGAGGCUUUGUGGUUUCCUCAGAAGUCUUGGAGUACAUUAUGUCUUUGACACCACAAUAGCUGCUGAUUUUAGUAUUCUAGAGAGCCAGAAGGAGUUUGUGCAACGGUACCGCCAUCAGAAUCAAGAAGAGUAUGCUUUACCAAUGUUUGCUUCUGCUUGCCCAGGCUGGAUACAGUAUGCAGAGAGAGUCCUUUCCAGUCUAGUGACUCCAUAUAUUUGCACUGCAAAAUCACCACAACAGAUAAUGGGCUCUCUUGUAAAGGGUUAUUUUGCUAAACAGCAGAAUCUGUCUCCUGAAAAAAUCUUCCAUAUAAUUGUGGCCCCUUGCUAUGAUAAGAAACUGGAAGCCUUGCGAGAAGACUUCUACGCCCCCUUGUACAGCUCUCAGGAUGUUGAUUGUGUUUUAACAUCAGGUGAAAUCUUCCAAAUAAUGGAACAGAGAGAAACGUCUUUGAAAGAAGUAGCUGAAGUGGCCUUUGAUACUCUGUUUGGUGGAAUAACAGAAGGAGAGUUAAUCCGGCAUAAUGGAAGGAGGUCAGAUGGUUACUUAGAGCACAUAUUUAAACAUGCUGCCAAGGAGCUGUUUGAUACUGAAGUGAAGGAAAUCACAUACAAAGUAUUGAAAAACAAAGACUUCCAAGAGGUCACGCUAGAAAAAGAUGGGGAGACAGUGUUACGCUUUGCAGCAGCGUAUGGAUUUCGAAACAUCCAAAAUAUGGUUUUAAAGCUGAAAAAGGGAAAGUGUUUCUACCACUUCGUAGAAGUUUUGGCUUGUCCUGGAGGGUGCUUAAAUGGGAAGGGUCAGGCUCAAACUGAAGAUGGAAAGCCAGACAAAGCACUGCUCCGUCAGAUGGAGGAUGUAUACGCUGCCGUUCCUGUCCAGCUUCCUGAAACCAAUGGGCACGUGCAGAAGCUUUAUCAGGAGUGGUUGGAAGGGAUGGACUCUACCCGGGUCAGGGAAACAUUACAUACUAAAUACAGCAUGGAAAAACCAGCUGCCAACAGUUUAGAUAUCAAGUGGUGACCAAUCAGAUUACGAGACUUGCAUUAGGUUUGUGGUACCUGGAGCACUGGCAACUUCUAUGCAACUGGAGAUCUGAGGCACUAUGUGAACAGAGCUGGAACUGCCUUUAUUCCCAUUGAGACUAUGUAGGAUCACAUUGUUGCUUGAGUCCUUGCAUAUUUGGAAUGUCUUUAUUUAAUCAGAGCCUGAUAUUGUAAGUAUGUGUAUCCAGGGUUUUUUUUGUAAGGCACAGUGAAUCCCUCAAUGUACAGCAGUGAUACACUGGAAUGGUAGGGGGCAUAACAGAAUCAGUGCACAUUGCCAUAUGCUUGAUUCCGAUUCUUAGGUACAUAGUUCUUUGUGCCAAAAAUCCCCUACCAUGAAUUUCAUUGUUCUCAAAAGGUUCUGUGUUUUAGGACUUUGUCUCAUUACCGAACGUCGUAAGUUACCAAAAUAUAACAAAACAAAUUGGCUGGUGAUAUAAUUCCCUGCUGUACUACACCAAAUCCACCUCCUCAUAUUUUGGGGGGUUCCAGGGUUGCAACUAGAGAACCUAGAACUACUGGCAAUUGUUCUCUUUUUUAUCAGCUUUAAUUUGACUUCUUUGCUUUCUUUGGUGAACGUGUUCCCUGUUUCUGUUGUCCUGUUUUUACUGAUUUCUUUUCCUAGCCUGUUGUACUAUGCCUGUAAAUAUUGAGAUCCUGGCCUUUGAGAAAGAUGUGAGAAGGCAACCAAGUCAGAGACUGGAUUUGGGACUUUCCAUCUUUUAUCAGCAGUUUAGGGUGAACUCAUUAAAUAAGUAAAAAGAUAAGGUAGCAAUAAAAAUAAGUGCCAGAAGAAUCUGUGGGCCAAAAUUUGAGAGUUGAGCUAAUCUAGGUAAGUGAAAUAGUUUAGAUACAGAGGGCACUAAAUUGAAUCCAGAUUAUCUCACAAUGAAAGAUGACCCGAUCCAGGAAUAUAUUCUAUUGCACUGAAGCCUGCCUAAUGCCAAGUCUGUACCACAUAGGUAAGAGCUGAUUCCUCAGCUUUUUUUAGUGGUGUUAAUCCUGUUUUCUGGGGUGUAGACUUUUCUGAUGAUGGCUAAGCCCUUACCUUGACAUCAGAUUCUUUCCCACCAUUGUCUAUGGAAAAAGAAACAGGAAACCCACACAGUGCUAAUCAGAUUCUGACAUUUGUCAAGACCAGUGCGGCUACACCAGAAUUAUUCAUUGGCAAGCUUAUCUUGAGGAGGGACUGUGGCAGCAAAACAAUCAACCAAGCAUCGCUAGUGUGCAGCCUCCGUUCAUGUCAUGGGUGCAUGCAUGGGAGCCUAGCGCAAGCCCAUUGAAAUAAACAGAGGUUGUAUAGCAACCACACUUGAUUGAAUCCAUAGUACCAAACCUGUGAUUUCUACUUUGCAUUUCCCCCUUAGGAUUCCUUAGAUGGAUGCUGUUCAGAAAUGUAACUACGGAAAAAAUCUUGCGGCUUCUGUGGUUCCUUUUCUGUUAUCAGAGGCUUAAAAUCUAAAAACCCCAAAUCAUUUUCAAAAACUUCGUUGCAACUUCGGCCUAUUGAUUUCCAGAAUUGCUCCCUCUUUUUUUCUUAACAAAAAAAAUAUAUAGAUAAGCCUUAUCAUAAUUUUACUCAGGAUCAUGAAUCCCUAUCGCGUUCUUAAAUUAUGGUCCUUCAAAACAGUGGCAUCUCAAGGCCCAGAACUAUGCAUGGCAGGGAUCUAAAUGUCUAUUAGAGGACAUUGGUGCUUCACUUUUCUUAAAUAAAAUAAACAUCUAAAUUGUUACUCUUAAUUUACACCAAAGGCAAUGGAAUUUUGCCCAGGUGCAGACUAAUAAUGGCAAGAUGUGGAAAAUGAUACUAUAAUGGGAAGAAAAAUUCCUGUGGUUCUAAAUUUUGGGUGCAGCUCCUUCAGCAGCAAAAACACAGAGAUGCAUAUGCUGUACUCUGCAUUUAUGGAUUUAGUUUACACACACAAAUUUGAGAUUAUAUUCUUUGUCAGGCUUUUGUUGUGCGUUUGCAAAAAAUAAUAAUCACAUCAAAUGGGUGUAGGAACUAAAAAACUGUUGAAAUAUACUACUAUUAAGAAAGGAAUUCAGAGCAACCAGCAGGUGGGGCCUCAGGUGCACUAUUUUGGUACUUCCGAUUCCUUCAGUCCCUGUGCAUAAGAGUACUUCAGCUGAUUGGAGGUAUCAAGGGAUAGACAUGCAAUAUGCAGAGCUGGUUUUUUGUUUCAUCAUGAGGGUGUGCUGUGGAGAAGAAAUGGUGUUUUCCAGAUAAUUUUCCCAGUUGUGUGCCAUCCUAAGACAUCAAAAUGUCUGUGGUAAGGCAAAAGCACUUAUGCACAACCUUCAGUAACUUCAGGUUAUGAUGCCCAGUUAUUUUAUUUUAUUCUGUCUUCUUGGUUAGUUAGGAUGUGCCCCACAACAUGUUCAAUGCAAUAAUUGUGGUCUUACAUAAGAAAAUAAUUACAAUUCAAUGUUCUGUCUUUGUGUAUACAUUUGAGUGAUAUAUUGGCUAUGAUCCCAUGGUAGAUCUCCACUCAUGGAAGGCAUUUCUAUCAGCAGAACAGUACUUUUUUUUUUGCUGCAGCCCAAAAUGCUCUAUAAAAUGCUGCUUCAAGGGAACAAGUGACCUUCAGGCACAGCAAGAGGGGCAAAUUGGGGUUCUGCAGUGUGUCUUAGUGGAAAUUGCCCCUCUUCCAUUAGCAGAAACGUAUCACAGGAUCUAAGCCAUUAUGUUAAAUCUUAUUUUCUUUACAGUUGUAUAGCUAAAUUUUAUUAUUUAUGGUGUGUAUGAUCGACCUUGAAAAAUGUGGUUCUCAAUACAGACUUUGUGUUUAAUUUUAUAGGCUGUUGGUCAAACAUUCCACCAGCACAAAUCCCCAUGGAUUGUGUUAAUUGCCAUUUGCUGUGAUAGGAAAGGAGCUGUCUUUCUGUGCCAAAAUAGAAAUUUCUAAAUAUAAAUCGAGGAGUUAAGCAAAAAAAAAACCGUUAUCCAUUUCCGAAAAGCAAUCUAUUACAGAGUAAAAUUCUGUAUCACUAUGCUAUACUAGGUAUAGCUUGAAGACCAAGAUUCAAGUUCAGUAGCACGUUUAAAACCAACGAGAUUUACCAGGGUAUAAGCUUUCAAAAAUCAAGUUCCCUUUGUUAGGUCAGUUAGUAGUAACGAGGGUGGCAUGCAGAUGCUUUCCGAAAAUGCAGUUUUCCUCCUUCCCACUUUUACAAUGGAAUAUGUACUAUAAACCUACUAUUAAAAAGUCACAUUUUGUUAUUUCUGACCGCUUAACCUCCUUUCAUUUAGGGUAGAUGCCAUAAUGGUUCACCAUUUUUGUCUGAUAGACAAAACAUUACCCUGUGAGUCGAUUCAGUGAGCAAGAUCAUACCUUGUAUACCUUUAUCUUGAAGCUCUAAUACAACUACAUAAACACACACAGGAUAGCAGGUUUUCUUGGCCCUCCCUACACCAAACCAGAAGGGAGCCACCUAAAUAAAGCAGGGGCAUACCACCAGAGUUACACAUCUCCUGCCUUGUGGACCUAAGUAACAGCCUUUCCAUCCUUCACAUAUGAUCAUUAAUAAAUGAAAGACAUAACUGGAGCUAUAUGCUCAACAUUCAAUGCAGGAACUGUGGAUAGGAUGGAGUGGGAUGUGUAGGUGGGGCACGAAGUUCACAGUUCUGAUUUGAUAUGGGAUAUUGGUAACUUGAAUAGUCACCUUAGUGAGACAGAAACAAAAUUGGCAGUACAAUCCCAUGCAGAAUUACUAAUCUAAGUCUGUUAAAAUCAACUCUUCAAAGUACUUCAUUGUAAAUUACUUACUCUUGCCAUGUUAUAUGAUGGUUAAAGGUUACAGAAACCAUGAUAGCCUAUAAAUCUAGAUUUCUAUAUCUAGAUCUGCCUGGAAAAGGAUUUACAAACUGUAUAUUUUACGCAGUUUUGUCCAAUUAAAAUAACAGUCUGUUCCAGUGUGAAUGAGUUGCAAUCAUUGCUUUCAUUGCUCCUUUAAAAGGUAGGAAGUAUCUGGAAUUCACUGAGCAGAAUGACCCCUAUGCAUCUAGAUAAGAUGAAGUAUGCUUCCUGUGUCUCUUAAGGUUAGGUGAGAUCUAAGCCACUUGAAUGUAAUCCCCUUCAUGAUAUUCAGUGUACAUGCAAUUUCAGGAUUACAGUUGAUUACAAGAGCUCCCAAUUAUUAACCAUGGGUGCAACCUAUCAAUCACAGCUCCUAAUUCUUUAAUGGGACUGUAACGGAAACUCUGAACUGAGGAAGCAACCUACUAUCUUUUGGAAAUUGGUAGCCCUGUGCUUGAAGAAAAGUAAGCAAUGAGCUGCUGUUUCAUUACAGCUACAGUCAUUCUGCUUUCCCAAGAAUCUUUAAUAUUCCUGGGGAAAUCUAGUCAUAGUGCUUUACUCUUCAUUUGAAUGUUGUGAAACACAUAUGAGAUGUGAGAAAUAUACAUUAGUGUGAAAAUUAGGUGUUUUUAAAAAUGGAAAACAAUUACAGCCCUCAGCUUAGCCUAAAAUUCCCACCCACCCCUGAUACCAGUCAAUCAGUCAAUCAGUCCUUUAUUGGCAUAAAAUACAUGGAGUGAAGCAUGAUAUAUAGACUGCUUUAGGGUUACAAAUAAGUAUACUGUCAGAAUAGCUAUAUCUUAUCAGAGUGCAUCCCCUGAUACCAUGAAAUAUGCUGGCAUUGUAAUGUAGUCUUGCAGCAUCAGUCUUACAGAUACACGGCACAGGCUUAUGUGGAAGCCAAUUACACCAAAUUUAAUGGAACAUACCUUCCUGAGGAUAAUUCCAGAAAGGUAGCUGUGUUAGUAGGUUGCAGUAAAAAUAAACACGAGUCUUGAGGCACCUUAAAGACGAACACAAUUUUAUUUCAGCAUAAACUUUUAUGAACUACAGCCCACAAAUGCUUAUAAAGGAAUACAAUUGUGUUAGUUCUUUCAGGUGCCACAAAGCUCCUGUUUAUCCUGGGAAUUAUGUUCAAAUGGCAACCUUAAAAGAAUCCAACAGAAAUUCUGGACAUUCAACAUGGGUUACAAUUUGGAUUCCCAAAAUACAUGUAGAGUAAUGUGAAUAUGCUCUGAAUGGUGCUACUUUGUACAUGCAUCCUAUUCUAGAAGUCUAGUAGGGAUAACAUCUAUACUAUGUAUUAUCUACUUGGGGUCUUUAAAAGGGAACAAUAGAUCAUUAUCAAGACGACUGGACCUCGAAGCCAAAGGAGAUUGUAAAUGUUUUUAAUAGCUGAAGUGACUACAGACUGAGCUGAGAUAUAUCUAAACAGAAAUGUUUGUAUUCAUCUUUGCCUUUUCAACAUGAUUGUACUUGGAUAAUAUUCAAUAAUCUGAGCUUCUUCCAGUGGAAUAUGAAUUUGAAUGGCUUAAAUAAUAAAAAACAUAAUUGCAUUUUGUUA
This is a messenger RNA of Eublepharis macularius, 7086 nucleotides long. RefSeq names its product nuclear prelamin A recognition factor (gene NARF). Bases 323 to 1702 code for a protein of 459 amino acids. Gene Ontology annotation, cellular component: lamin filament. Gene Ontology annotation, molecular function: lamin binding. The transcript is spliced from 12 exons. The record is from RefSeq and is a predicted model, not a curated record. NCBI's taxonomy places the organism in Eukaryota, Metazoa, Chordata, Lepidosauria, Squamata, Eublepharidae.